AAGGAAAGGAAGAUACCAAAACCUUCCCUACCAUUUAGAGAUAAUUCUAUACCUUACCCUAAACCAAAAGAGCAUCCCCUUCAAUCUCCAUCACACCUCCUUCCUUGAUAAAAAGUGUUCCAAAAACCAAAACCAAAAUCCUCCCAAUGUUGACAUCGAUAGGCCCGCCUCCGAUCCAAUGCUCUCAAAGUCAAAGUUCACAACCGGUCAGGAACGACGGACGCAUCCCUUGCUGUGGUGUGCUGCCAUCAUCUGCACCAUCCUCACCAUAGCAGUCAUCAUCGCCGGCAUUGUUACCUUCGUAGGAUACUUGGUUAUACACCCCAGGGUGCCUUAUGUCAGCGUCAUAGACGCUCACUUAGACCAGAUGCAGUUUGAUUAUGCGGGUAUUCUGGAAAUUCAGGUUACGAUAGUAAUUCGAGCUCAGAAUGGGAACGGAAAGGCGCAUGCCAGUUUCUCACGUUCUGGCUACACCCUUAGCUUCAAUGGGGAAGACGUAGCGCGGUUGGUUGCACCACCCUUUGAAGUAAGUAAGAACAGUUCGGUUAAUUUUAAUUAUGUAGUUCAAUCAUCACCCAUACCCUUAGAUCCAGAACAAUCAGAGGAUGUGGACAUGGCAUUGAAGAGGGAUUUGAUUACAUUCGAUUUGAAAGGAAGCGCCAGGGUGAGAUGGAGAGUAGGCCGUCUUGGGUCGACUAGCUUCUUGUGUCGUCUCGCUUGUCAGUUGCGUUUCCAUCCUUUGAAUGGAACCUACAUUCCUUCUCGCUGUACUUCCAAGGCCAAAUAAUUUCUCUUUUUUCUGUUUGUUUUGUAUGCAAUGCUCCUCCUUGUAUGCACUCAACAGCAACUCAAGCUCUCCACCCUGCCCAGUUGCCUUGCGUCUUUCAUCAUCAUAUGUUGAGGCUUCAUUUUCCUUAAAUCAAUUUCACACAAAGUAAUUUAGCGUAUUUAGUGAAAUUAUUAUUAUUAUUAUUUUUUCUUUUGUUUUGAGAUACAUUGAUUAUGAACUUAUAAUGCCAGUAAUAAUAUUCUUAGUUUAUUGGUAGGGAGACUUGUUCAAGUCAAUUUCUGUUAAAUAU
Durio zibethinus is the source of this 1079-nucleotide messenger RNA. Its product is annotated as late embryogenesis abundant protein. Gene Ontology annotation, cellular component: plasma membrane. NCBI's taxonomy places the organism in Eukaryota, Viridiplantae, Streptophyta, Magnoliopsida, Malvales, Malvaceae. Gene Ontology annotation, biological process: defense response to other organism. The record is from RefSeq and is a predicted model, not a curated record.